Messenger RNA from Thalassophryne amazonica, 1597 nucleotides. It is a transcript of the gene dffa, whose product is annotated as DNA fragmentation factor, alpha polypeptide. The coding region runs from base 122 to 1078 and encodes 318 amino acids. The transcript is spliced from 6 exons. The record is from RefSeq and is a predicted model, not a curated record. NCBI's taxonomy places the organism in Eukaryota, Metazoa, Chordata, Actinopteri, Batrachoidiformes, Batrachoididae. Gene Ontology annotation, biological process: regulation of apoptotic process; apoptotic process.
GCCACUGUUCCUUGUUUGAACAAGUGACUGAGAUAAGUCCCGGCUGUUGUUGAUCUAAUUUUUUUCCCAAAUUUAAAAGAAAAAUCAACCCAAAUAAUAGUUAUUCUGUAGAAACACUAGGAUGAGCGAAAAGAAGCCGUGCAGGGUUUGCAAUUUCUCACGACAGAAGUCGUAUGGGCUGGCAGUUCCGUCUCUAGAAGAGUUGAAGAGUAAAGGGGGCGAGUUCCUCGGUUACAGCCCUAAAGAACCUGUCACAGUGGUCCUCGAGAAUGAUGGGACAAUAGUGGCGGACGAGGCCUACUUUUUGUGUUUACCUGUGAACACAAAGUUCAUGUUGUUGCACGAAAAAGAGACAUGGUCUCCAGUUCGCAAGAUGGAUGGUGGUACAGCAUGGAUGGCCAGAGAAUCAGUGAUACUGGAGACGGAUUCUGUGGAUGGUACAGAACCCUGGUGGGACCUGGUUCAGCAGCUGAAGCAGGACAUGGCCAGUGUCAUCCUCAUGUCUGAGGCAGACCUACAGAUGCUGGUGGACAUCCCAUCCUCUGAACUAGCCUCCGCGCUGCACUUCAGAAAGAAGAAGGCUGAAGACCUCCAGCAGACCCUACAGAGGGUUUUGGACCGCAGGGAAGAAGAGAGGCAGUCCAAGGAGCUGCUCCAGCUCUACCUGAAAGCUGUGGGCAAAGAGGAGAAAGAGGAGGCAGAGCCGAGUCUACCCAAUCAGGAAGGGGCUGGUGACGUGGAUGUGUUGGACGGGAUGGAGGUGGACUCGACAUCUGGAUUCAUGUCCAGGACACUGAUGGUACUGAAAGGCAAAACCAGCCCAGAGACCCGGCUCUCCACGGAAGAUCUGCAGAUGGUGGUUUCCAGAGGAGUUGAAGCCAUGCAGCAGGUGCUGGGCUGGGACACUGCGAGGACCUCGGGGCUGCUGCAGGCCUGCGAGGCUGAGCUGUCCCGACGUCUGCAGCAGAUUCAUGCCGUGCAGUCCGUCAGAAGCAACACACAACCGAACAUUUGCGAAGACACUAACGAAGAGACUGCAGAGGACGGCCACGAGGUGCCAGCCAAAGGCAGCAACUAGUCCACGGCUUCACCUGAACAGACUGAUAAGAAUUCACACGACCCGCCUCGGGGUCAUUUGGACGGGAUUAACCUCAAUAAUAUCCAUGAUGCAGGAAUCCAUGAAUGUUAACAAUGUUGAUGUUUGCAUCAUUCCAUAAAAAAAAAACCUGGCCUGGAAAUCCAUUUCAAACACUUGGCAUCUCCAGCAGAGGAUAAACUGUGUCUUGAGGGCAGUGUUGGAAGUUUGGAGCAGCUGAACAUUCUUAAUGUGAUCUGAUAGCAGCCAAACUGCCCUGGUGACUUGCUCCUGCUUAUCCUGUACCUCCUACAAAAACAAAAGUGCUCUGUUUGAGAGGUUUGUUUUUGCAAUCAAAUUUAAUGUUUUUUUCUGCUGAAAGGAUGUCCAGUUUGUAUGUCUGUACAAUAAAUAUACAGUUUUUUUUUUAAUGAAUGCAAACAUGUAAAUGUGUUUUAACUUCCAGUUUUAUUAUAGUCUUAAUAAGUGGUGAUGUGUGAAAUAAAUCGAUGUGCAGCAGUU